AACCGUUCUGUUGGAAAACCGAGAGACGUGAAGCGAAGCGGCGGAGGGGCAGAGAAACUCACAGGCACCGGCACCAGCGUCUGCAACAAAGCUUGCCAUAAAAGUGAAUGAGAGCGUGAAUAUCCACCUCCAGACAGUGAGUGAACAAACCGCCUCGUUAUCAGCCGGAGUGCCGCAGACAAGACGCGCAGAUGGACACCAGGAACACCACUGAAGACAAACCUGUCCAGCGAUCUAAGUCUUUCAGCUUUAAGACCCAAAAGGAAGUGUGUUCAUCAUGUGACAAGACGGUCUACCCAAUGGAGAGAUUGGUUGCCAACAACCUGGUCUUCCAUUCAACAUGCUUCUGCUGCAAGCACUGUAACGCCAAACUCAGCCUUGGCACCUUCGCAGCUCUUCAGGGUGAAUUUUACUGUAAACCCCACUAUCAGCAGCUGUUCAAGAGCAAAGGCAACUACGACGAGGGCUUCGGACGCAAACAGCACAAAGAGCUCUGGGCCUCCAAGGACUCAGAUAAUAUAACAAAGACAGCAUAAUAAUCAUGUCUGCCUGUGUCCCAUCCCAGCCCUGCCUCUCCCUUUUCCUUCUCCUAACACCUCCAAUACAUCACGAUGAACACAUGCCGCAUAGGCUGGGGGCACUGCUAAAUCACCCACUCACUCGCUCGCUUUUUACAUGCCAUCAGAACAGAUACAUGCACAAACAGCUAGGAAAUGACGGGCAAAUCAGAGUCCAUACCACAUAAAAAAUUAAUUUUGGGGAAAAUAUUUAGGAUUUGAUUUUAUUGAUAGCUGUAUUUUUUAAUUUUUAUUUUCCAGUUUCUUAUUUGGAAUUGGUAGUUGAUUGUGACCAAAAGCCUUCUCUGAUAUGGGGAGUCUAAUAAAAAUAAUAAUCACUUUUCUUUUUUAUUCCUUUUAAUGAUUUGCACCCUUUUUAUUUUAUUUUAUUUUUUAAAAUAAGUAAACUGUAUGCUCAGGCAAACAUAUCAGAGGGGUUACAGAGCAUCAAUGUUUUGCAGUAGAGCAUACACUCAGGUCAAUUUCCACAAAAAAAGAUUGCAUAGUUUCACUCAUUUUUAACAAUACAACACAAAUCAAAAUAAUAGUCCUCAGUAUUGUAACUUUGAUGUCAGUUUGUCAGGUUUCAUAUAUUUGAGGAACAAACAGGGUACAGAGUACUGUAAAAUAACUGCGCACAUCAGCAACAGCUCACCUCUCGUGUUUUUGUGUUUAGUUUUAUUAUUGUUCGCCUCAUCCCAUGGUUUGUUCUUUUAUUGACCACUUUGAGUCUUAUCCUUGCAUGUUGAGAUGAGUGGGUCUUAAUAGCCUUAUCUUAUUCUGACUGACUGUAUCGCUCUUUGGUGUUGUGAAUGAUUUGUUUUAUUAGUUUUCAUUGAUAGCAAACCACUUUUGAAAGUUUUUAAAAGCACUUGAGUUUGGAUUUGAUUGAUGUCACGGCAUAAGUUGAUCCUCGCUGAGCUUUUAUGGUGGAAAUUUUAAUGGAAUUCUCAGAUUGUGUUUUGUAUACUAUCUGUACAUAGAGCUGUCGUUCGUGAUUAGUGAACAUUCCCCGUCACACUGUACUCCCGUCCUGCACAGAACGACCACACGUGCUCACCGGACAAGAUGUUGAUAAUCACAGGGAAACUGAGGCCUCGUUCGUCAACAUCCCUCACUCCUUCGUAUGAAACACUUCAAGAGGAGCUCUAAACGUUUUUGUUAAAUUCCUUACUACAGUUACGUUUCUGUGUCACCAAUGAGGGUGUUGAUGGUCAGAGCUUAAGCCUUGCAGGAAAUCACACAGUUUUGUUCCUUCGUCAUGUCACACUUGAUAGUUGUUGGCGUCUUGUGAUGAUUUUUCCCCCUGCUGUAUUUGAGUGUGUUCGUAUAACUGGACGUGUAACUUUUUAAGGGCACGUAGACAGAUCCAAUUACAGUGUCUUGAACAUCCAUGGCUAUUUGCAACCCCACCCCCACCCCCACCCUAUCCCAUCCGAUAAGCGUGGACAGGUUUCCUUUUUAGAUAAAUGCCUUCCUGUUCUCAUCUCCUUAUUCGCUAAAUACAUCUUAGCACAUGGACCUAUUUCUUAAUAUUGAACUUACAGUAGGUGUCUGAGGGUUUGGUGUUGGUCCCCUGUUGUGCUCCUGCAUGCUGCAUGCUAAACCCAGUGCAGAGCAGCCCCUGCUGGGGAAAGUGUGACAGUAGCGUCUAGUGUGAGAGGAAGAUAAAUAACUUGACCAUGAACUCAACGUAGCCUUUCUUUCAAAGUUUUGGAAUACUUGCCUGGUCUGCAGUGCAGCUACUGCACUCCAGACACUUUUUAUCUUAUUCAAUUCACCUUAAAAGAAGUUAACCCAGUUAGACAAGAUUUCCACAUCUAUAUUUCAUUCUAUACAAAGAAUGAGUCUAAAGCCAUUUAAAUAUCUCAUUUUAGAAAAUGUCUGAAUACCGCUGAGACUUGACUGACACUUGAAUGACACAAAGAACUGUUUGUGACGGAAAGUUUACUGUGAAUUUGAGCAUACUGUGCAGAAUAGAAGGUUAUACUAAAACUUUUUUUUUUCGUAAGAGAAGCCUUAGAAAGAAGUAUCUGACCUUACUGCUUUUUCAAACAAGACUUGAGUGCACAGAUCUAUACAAAGAAAUCUCCUGAUCAUGCCUUUUCAAAAACAGACCUGCUUACUCUACAGCCCAAUUCUUUAACAUAGGAUUACUUCACUCAACCAGCAGCCAUUUUUCCGAUCUAACCACUUUUUUUCCACAUUUAAUGUCAAAUAAUUAUAAUUCUACUGUGUGUGUGUGUGUGUGUGUGUGACAAUUUAUUGUUUAAUUUGAAUAUGGUCCUCUGGGUCCCUGAAAAUGCUUUAAAAUCAAGCGUCUUGUAUCUAGAAAUGCUGUCUUUGUCAUUCUCUGUUAGCAGUUCGCCAAGGUACAACUGCUGAAUCUGUGAAUUGCAACUUCUGAGUGUAACAGAGCAGAAAAGGUACAUUUUACACUGGUGCCAAGAGGCUCAGGUGAAUGCUUGCAGUGUAACGUUUUAAAUGUUAAACCUGUGAGUCAUUCCACUUUUUGUGCUAAACUUGAUGUGGACUUAUUUUUCAAUGCUGUUGUCAGAGACAUUUUAAAUGUAUGCAUCUUUGAAAAUGUAUUCUGUAUUACAGACUUGACUUGUGGAUUGAGGUGGCCUUACAGCAAAAGGACGUUUGGACUGUGUAUGCAGUCUUUCUCCUCUAUUCUCCCUUAUCUUACUUAGUUGUGGUAUGGAAGUGUAACAUUUUAAAAAGUAAGCCCCCUUUCUACUCCUAUGUACACAAUCAUUUUGUGCAUUUUCUUUCUUUUAAUUUUUUUUUUUUACAUGCUUUUGGAGAAAAAAAUAAAUGCUGGUGUUGAUUUAAUGCA
Molecule: messenger RNA, 3399 nt
Organism: Micropterus salmoides (largemouth bass)
Lineage: Eukaryota; Metazoa; Chordata; Actinopteri; Centrarchiformes; Centrarchidae
Gene: limd2
Product: LIM domain containing 2
Exons: 4
Coding region: 192-536 (114 amino acids)
Biological process (GO): actin filament bundle assembly
Cellular component (GO): plasma membrane; actin cytoskeleton
Molecular function (GO): actin filament binding
Source: RefSeq, a predicted model, not a curated record